GCGCUCCAUUCUCUCCUCUCUGGCCCGCGCGUCCCACGGAAGAUACAUAUCCCAGGGUUUCGCGCGGCGUUACCCCUUCCGGCGCGGCCGCCAUCGGAGUUUGCAGUCAUGGCUCUGCGCUACCCCAUGGCCGUGGGCCUCAACAAGGGCCACAAGGUGACCAAGAACGUGAGCAAACCGAGGCACAGCCGCCGCCGUGGGCGCCUCACCAAACACACCAAGUUCGUGCGGGACAUGAUCCGGGAGGUGUGUGGCUUUGCUCCCUAUGAGCGCCGUGCCAUGGAGUUGCUCAAGGUCUCCAAGGACAAACGAGCCCUCAAGUUCAUCAAGAAGAGGGUGGGGACACACAUCCGUGCUAAGAGGAAGCGGGAGGAGCUGAGCAAUGUCCUGGCCGCCAUGAGGAAAGCAGCAGCCAAGAAGGACUGAGCCCCUCUGACUGGUGCACAAUAAACGUUUACAGACACAA
Molecule: messenger RNA, 466 nt
Organism: Lemur catta (Ring-tailed lemur)
Lineage: Eukaryota; Metazoa; Chordata; Mammalia; Primates; Lemuridae
Gene: RPL36
Product: ribosomal protein L36
Exons: 4
Coding region: 109-426 (105 amino acids)
Biological process (GO): cytoplasmic translation
Cellular component (GO): cytosolic large ribosomal subunit; ribosome
Molecular function (GO): structural constituent of ribosome
Source: RefSeq, a predicted model, not a curated record